GCAAAUAGAAAGAGACAAUUGAUUGUGGAUUGGAUCAUGAAUGAUGGGAACAUGGUGAGAAGAAAGACCAAGCAAUCAUAGCCGUUGAAUCUCUACAAAUCAACGACGCCCUGACCACUGUCGUCUUCUUCCCCAUCACUGCCGGCAUAUAUCUUUUCUUUCACAAUUCCUAUGUUUUUAAAGUUUUGGAAUUGUCAAAGAAACCAAAAAGAUUUGAAAUAGUCGAGAAAAAAAAAAGACAUUUGGGUUGAAUCAAACAACAAAAAUCACCGGAUGUUGGUGUAUUUAUCUGUAAUUUAAAUGGGGUUGCGUCGUCGCCGGCGUUUGUAUUCUUUACCCGUUUCGCCAUUAGUCUUGUUUGGAGUUGUGUUGAUUGUUCUGUGUUCUUCGUUUGUAAAUGGAAAUUCGAAUUCCACGCAAAUACCUAUUACUCCCAUCAAUCACGAUCUCUAUCAUACAAGGGGAGCUUUGUUGGAAGAGAUAGAAUCAUUGGUCCAUAGACACCCAAGCAAGCUCUCUAUGGAGACAUUUUCCACUCAAAACAAAGGGUAUCAUGCAGAGACGACUGUAGUUACUUAUUGCCGGAACAAGAAAGACUGCGAUGACAGGUCAAAGCUUAAGAUCCUUCUUAGUUUUGGGCAGCAUGGGAGGGAGCUCAUAACUACGGAGCUUGCGUUGCGGAUUCUUUCCAUUUUAAGUGAAGAGGAAUUCUUAUCCAGUGCAUACCCACUUAAUUUAAAUAACACGCUUGAUAGGCUUGUCAUAAAGGUUGUUCCAAUGGAGAAUGUGAAUGGGCGUAAACUUGUAGAAGCAGGGGAUCUCUGUGAAAGAAGAAAUGGAAGAGGAGUUGAUCUUAAUCGGAAUUGGAGUGUGGAUUGGGGCAAGAAAGAGAAGGAUUAUGAUCCAUAUGAAGAAAAUCCUGGGUCCGCCCCUUUUAGUGAGCCCGAGACACAAAUUAUGCGGAAAAUAUGUGCAUCAUUUGAACCACAUGUAUGGGUUAACGUGCAUUCUGGAAUGGAGGCUCUAUUUAUGCCAUAUGAUCACAAGAACACGACUCCGGAAGGAUUACCUUCUCAGAGGAUGAGAUUAAUGCUUGAAAAGUUGAAUCGUUUUCAGCUGAAUGAUCGUUGCUUGGUUGGAUCUGGCGGAGGCUCUGUCGGGUAUCUAGCUCACGGGACAGCAACUGAUUACAUGUAUGAUAUUGCAAGAGUGCCCAUGUCUUUCACCUUCGAGAUCUAUGGUGAUAGCACGGCCUCGUCAAAGGACUGCUUUAAGAUGUUCAAUCCCACUGACAUCACUACUUUUAAUAGAGUUCUCAACGACUGGUCUGCUGCAUUUUUUACGCUGUUCAGUUUGGGUGGAGUCCAGAUUGAGGAACUUCAUCCAAAUGCAACUGGAUCCGGUUUUGAGAAGUGGGUCUCUAUCGAUGAUUAUCUGAAUGGUUAUUUAAUGGAAAGGAAAAGUAGGUACGGGAAGAAAAUGGAGGUGCUCGAGCUGGGAAUGCAGGAGAUUAGGACAUACUUUAGAUUGUUCUUGUUAUCAUCUGUACUUCUGAUGUUUAUGUUUUGUUCAAGAAUCUCAAAGAGCGGCCGGCAAAUUGUUUCUGCUAUGUCCUUGUGAUUCUGUGAUGGUAUUCUUUGCUGCCCUUGAGAUUUAGCUAGACAGUUUUGAGAGAGCUAGAAGGUGAAAAAAAGGGCAUGCCAAAAUAUUCUUUAGCUGUGUAAUUUAUUACCUAAUUUCUUUUUCCCUUUGAUUCUAUAUAGAAUGCUAGAGCUUAGAAAGGCUCUUGUUGAUGUUGAAUUGUUAACAUUGUUUGGUUGAGAGUGUGGAUAGAUAAUAUAGAUUUUUGUCAUG
Molecule: messenger RNA, 1854 nt
Organism: Solanum lycopersicum (tomato)
Lineage: Eukaryota; Viridiplantae; Streptophyta; Magnoliopsida; Solanales; Solanaceae
Biological process (GO): proteolysis
Molecular function (GO): zinc ion binding; metallocarboxypeptidase activity
Source: RefSeq, a predicted model, not a curated record